AUGAUGUCUGGACGCGGCAAACAAGGAGGCAAAGUGCGGGCUAAGGCCAAGACCCGCUCAUCCCGGGCAGGGCUCCAGUUCCCGAUCCUGGAGCUGGCCGGCAAUGCCGCCCGCGACAACAAGAAGACCCGCAUCAUCCCCCGUCACCUGCAGCUGGCCGUGCGCAACGACGAGGAGCUCAACAAGCUGCUGGGCGGAGUCACCAUCGCCCAGGGCGGCGUCCUGCCCAACAUCCAGGCCGUGCUGCUGCCCAAGAAGACCGAGAGCAGCAAGCCGGCCAAGAGCAAGUGAGCCCGGCUCUGCCCCGCCCCAAACCAAAGGCUCUUCUAAGAGCCGCCCACAUGGUCUGUACGACUGAGCUGGCGAUGCCGCUGAUCUCCGCUGUGGAGGCGUCACACAGGGGCACUUACCGCUCCUGA
Messenger RNA from Bufo gargarizans (Asiatic toad), 419 nucleotides. RefSeq names its product histone H2A type 1-like. The record is from RefSeq and is a predicted model, not a curated record. The transcript has 2 exons. Gene Ontology annotation, cellular component: nucleosome. Bases 1 to 291 code for a protein of 96 amino acids. Gene Ontology annotation, molecular function: DNA binding; protein heterodimerization activity; structural constituent of chromatin. Lineage: Eukaryota; Metazoa; Chordata; Amphibia; Anura; Bufonidae.